Molecule: messenger RNA, 828 nt
Organism: Lytechinus variegatus (green sea urchin)
Lineage: Eukaryota; Metazoa; Echinodermata; Echinoidea; Temnopleuroida; Toxopneustidae
Product: nectin-2-like
Exons: 3
Coding region: 67-801 (244 amino acids)
Biological process (GO): cell-cell adhesion
Cellular component (GO): cell-cell junction
Molecular function (GO): cell adhesion molecule binding
Source: RefSeq, a predicted model, not a curated record
CUCUAAUUUGUACAUUUAGCCCUCCAUCUGCACAUCGUGUGGUAAACUUGGCUAUAUCAGAAACGAAUGGUGAUGGAAAUAGCUACUGAUAAAGGAAAUGGCAUGGAAUUCAGAAACGACCAACUCAUCUCAGAUACGUCAAAAUACAGUUUGAAAGCCGACUCUGUAAGCGGAAACCUGACUAUUCAGGAUUUGCAACAGGAUGACAGUGGAUUAUAUAUUUGCUCGGUACGCAUAUUUAAAGAUGUCGAAGGAAGUUCAGUCAGAUUGGAGGUCCUCUUACCAGCUAAACCGAGAUCUUUGUCUAUUUCUGACAAUCAAUCUGAAAUCGAAAACAACGUGGAGUCAAUAAGCAUCACUUUGGGUCAAACUCACAAAAUAAUGUGUGUUGUUCAAGAGAUCAGGCCACCUGCUACACUGGAAUGGAUAAAUCCUGGAAGAGUAACAGUUCGUCAAGAUGAUCAGUACAAUACUAUCCAUGGUGUCACCUACACAUCUAUUAGAACCGUAUUAAUUACCCCAUCAAGGCAUGAUGAUGGGAAGAUUUUACGUUGUAUCGCUUCACAUCGGGAGCUUGAUCAUGAUAUUAAUUCAACCGUUCGGCUUUCUGUUCAAUACUCUCCUGUCAUCGUGGAUUCCUCAGUCCGUCGUGUAUUCAAUAUCCGACCAAAAGUUGACGCCAUCCUAACAUGUAGAUCAGACAGUAGACCAAUAGCCUCGAUAACCUGGCUCUCGUAUGGUACCGAACACAAGAACGACGCUCGUCAUCAAAACACCCUGCACCUCCUACUUCAUUCCUAAUAGAGACCUUUCGCAUAUACUCCAGAG